Messenger RNA from Closterium sp. NIES-67, 1595 nucleotides. The record is from the annotation of a GenBank genome assembly. NCBI's taxonomy places the organism in Eukaryota, Viridiplantae, Streptophyta, Zygnematophyceae, Desmidiales, Closteriaceae.
UCCAUUCGUCCACCCCAGCGGGCCAUUGUCAAAAGGACGUCUCUAGCAUCCUCCUCAGUACAAUCCCUCUCCCGUUCGACGACUCCGCGGCAUCAGCGCCGGCAGUAGAAAUAGAGUGAUCGAUCGACCGACGCAAUUGUUGCAGUCCUUUGACGGACUUCAACUUUGAGGAGACUUCAACUUGAAGUUAUCGCCCGCGUUAUUCCCAAGGCGGCGUAUCGCAAUCAUCCCGCGGCCAGCGGCGGCAGACUUCGCUCACCACGAGAGGAAAUUCUGCCGGCUUUGAUUCUCUCGGGCUUCAGUCAACGCGGUCAACGUGGUCAACUCCGUCAGCGCAUUCAGCACAAGCUCAGAUUCAGAGCGACGAAAUCGUCAUCAUGAGGAUCGCGGUGGUGGGCGGCACGGGGAACGUGGGGUCGAAGCUGGCCCACAUGCUGUGCGCGGCUGGGCAUGACGUGGUGCUGACGUCACGCCACCCUGGCGAUGACAAGACCGCCAAGGCGCUAGCGUAUGUGAGGGAGGGGGGCAAGGGAGCAGCAACAGCGGCAGGAGUGGAGGAGGCAGUAGCGGGGGCUGAUGCUGUCAUCAUUGCCACUCCUGGAUAUGCGACAGCAGAGGAGUGGAGCAAGGUUGUUGCCCCCUGGGGCUCGUAUGCCGGGGUGGUGUUAGACGCUUCCAACCCCCUGACUGCGUGGCCGGCGUUGGACAUCAGCGCGGAUCAGAACAGCACCAGCGGCGCAGAGGAGCUCAAAAAGGCCCUCCCCCACGCGCACGUGUACAAGGCGUUCAACACCCUCGGAGCGGAGCUGAUGGUCGAUCCAACCCUGGGAGGCAAGCAGAUCGCCAUGCUCUUUGCUGGAUCGGAGGACCCUGCUGCCAAGGAUGUUGCCACUAAGAUCAUCUCAGCCGUUGGAUUCCGCCCUGAGUACGUGGGCCCUCUGCGCUACGCGCGCAAUCUGGAGAGCCUGGCGGAGCUCUGGAUCCACCUGGCGCUCAAGCAGGGCUGGCCGCGGGCGGGGUUCGCUUUUGAUAUCCAGAAGGCAUAGGGCGAAUUGGGGGUUUAAGGGGGAGGAAGGGAGGAUGUGUGUGGGUGCUCGCAACCUGGAGAGCCUGGCGGAGCUCUGGAUCCACCUGGCGCUCAAGCAGGGCUGGCCGCGGGCGGGGUUCGCUUUUGAUAUCCAGAAGGCAUAGGGCGAAUUGGGGGUUUAAGGGGGAGGAAGGGAGGAUGUGUGUGGGUGCUAGCAACCUGGAGAGCCUGGCGGAGCUCUGGAUCCACCUGGCGCUCAAGCAGGGCUGGCCGCGGGCGGGGUUCGCUUUUGAUAUCCAGAAGGCAUAGGGCGAAUUGGGGGUUUAAGGGGGAGGAAGGGAGGAUGUGUGUGGGUGCUAGCAACCUGGAGAGCCUGGCGGAGCUCUGGAUCCACCUGGCGCUCAAGCAGGGGUGGCCGUGUGAAGGCUUUGUGCUCGAAAUUCAGAAGGCUUAGGCUGGGCUAAGAGUGUAUUCCUACGCCAUGGUAUUUAGUACCAGAAUAGAGAAUCCCAUACUUGAACACCGUGCUGUAUUUGCCGAUUUGCAGGAUGGUGUUCAGUACCAGUGU